GCAUAAUAAGUAAAGAUGUCCUACCAAGCCUCGUCUAUUUAAAGCAUCAUUUAGUGAGGUAAACUACAGUGGCCGUUUCUCUCAUACGCAAGCUUGGCUCUCACUCUAUGGUUGAUUUCUUAGUGAAAAACCUUUUUCAUAUCAAUGGCAGAGCACCAAAGAGAUUAGAUUUUAUUGAAAUUAAGUUGGUUCCUCCAAAGGUUGGGAGUAUCAAAGUGAACAUCGAUGUUUAGAAUUGGUGCUUGUGUUGUCUGGAUUACGUAAUCUGGAUUGCAUCAGCACCAUGAAAAAAAAUGGUGUUUAGGGCUGUUCGGAUUAUGUAAUCUGAAGAAAUUAUGUAACACACCCUAUUUUUUUGAGAUUUUUAGAUUACAUAAUUCGGAAAAAUCCGUCACUCAUUCGCGCGAGAAAAGACAUAGGGUGCGAAAAGUAAUGCUCUAAAAUUUAUCAAUUAUUCUAUUUUUGAAUCCUGCCCAGUAAAAAAACCACGACAACUGGACCCACUAACGAAACCAGUUCUGUUCUUUCUUGUCGGAGAAAGAAACACGGUGAUGUUUCACACCAAUGAUUUCAGUUCCACGAUCGAGAAAUUUUCGUCUCUGAUUUCAAACUGUGUUUCGGCGAAAAGUUUGAAGCAUGGAAAAGCAUUGCACUCUCAACUCAUCAAAACCGCGCUUUUCUUUGAAACUUUUCUCGCAAACGGACUCAUUGAUUUAUAUUCCAAAUGUGGCUGUAAAGAGAGUAUUCACAAAGCCUUUGAUGAUCUUCCCAACAAGACAACACGUACGUGGAACACGCUGCUCUCAUUUUACUCAAAAAAAGGAGUUUUCAAUCAAGCUUAUAAACUGUUCGAUGAAAUGCCGCAAAGAAACCUUGUUAGUUAUAACUCACUUAUAUCAGGUUUAACACGUCACGAGUUUCAUAAAGAAGCUGUUAAAUUUUUUAGGGAGAUGCAAAAUGGUGUUGGUGGUUUGAUGUUAGACGAGUUCACGCUUGUUAGCCUAGUGAGUAACUGUUCUUGUUUGGAUACUGUUAAAUGGUUGCGUCAGGUUCAUGGGGUGGCAACUAUAGUUGGAUUUCGCACGAAUUUGAUUCUCAACAAUGCUUUGAUUGACGCUUAUGGGAAAUGUGGGGAACCCAAUUCAUCGUUUUGUUUGUUUCGUUCGAUGGUAGAGAAAGAUGCAGUGUCUUGGACAUCUAUGGUAGUUACAUACACAAGAGCAUCGAGGAUUGAUGAUGCAUGCAAGGUGUUUAAUGAAAUGCCAGUUAAAUACACGGUUUCUUGGGCUGCUUUGAUCUCGGGUUUCGUUAAAAAUGGACGCUGUUAUGAAGCUUUAGAAGUGUUUCACCAAAUGAUUAAAGAAGGGGUACUGCCUAGGGCACAGACUUUUGUAAGUGUUUUAGAUGCUUGUGCAAGUGAAGCUCUUAUAGGAAGAGGUAAACAAGUUCAUUGUCAAAUUAUCAGAGGUAGAAGUAGUGACAAUUUGUUUAAUGUGUAUGUAUUUAAUGCUUUGAUGGACAUGUAUGCAAAGUGUGGUGAUAUGAAAUCGGCUGAAAAUUUGUUUGAGAUGAUGAUUCAUGUGAAGGAUGUAGUUUCUUGGAAUACAUUAAUAACUGGAUUUGCGCAAAAUGGUCGCGGAGAAGAUUCGUUGGCAGUUUUUGAUAGGAUGAUAGAAUCCAACAUAGAGCCAAAUCAUGUGACAUUUCUUGGUGUACUAUCUGCUUGCAACCACGCAGGUUUAGUUAAUGCAGGGUUAGAGUUGCUUGAUUCAAUGGAAAGGCGAUACGGAGUGAAGCCGAAAAGUAAUCACUAUGCUUUGUUAAUUGAUUUGCUUGGGAGGAAAAACAGACUUGAAGAAGCAAUGUGUUUAAUUGAGAAAGUGCCUAAUGAAAUUAGUAAUCACAUUGCAAUGUGGGGUGCAGUGUUGGGUGGUUGUAGAGUUCAUGGAAACUUGGAACUUGCUAGAAAAGCUGCAGAAGCUUUGUUUGCGUUAGAACCUGAAAACACAGGUAGAUAUGUUAUGUUAUCUAACAUUUAUGCUGCCUCUGGUAGAUGGAGUGAUACUAAUAGAAUUAGAAAUGUUAUGAAGGAGAGAGGUUUGAAGAAAGAACCAGCUUUUAGUAGGAUUGAGUUGAAGGAGUCAAGACAUGAGUUUGUGGCUAAGGAUAAGUUUCAUCCACAGAUUGGAGAGAUACGUGAAGCAAAUAGUAAAUUAGUCCAGCAUAUGAUGGAUGUUGGAUAUCAACCUUGCAUUAGUUACCCUUCUCUUCUUGAUGAGGAUGAUGAUUUUUAAUUUAGUUAGUUACAGCUGAAUUGAUCAUAAGUUACUCCGGUAAUUUUUUAUUUUUGUAUUGAUUGAGUUAGCAAAUAAAAAUGCUUAAUGAAAUAUUUGUUACAUGCCAAUUCUGUCUCCUACUUAA
Messenger RNA from Medicago truncatula (barrel medic), 2421 nucleotides. Its product is annotated as pentatricopeptide repeat-containing protein At2g21090. The transcript has a single exon. Lineage: Eukaryota; Viridiplantae; Streptophyta; Magnoliopsida; Fabales; Fabaceae. Gene Ontology annotation, molecular function: protein binding; RNA binding. The record is from RefSeq and is a predicted model, not a curated record. The coding region runs from base 552 to 2294 and encodes 580 amino acids. Gene Ontology annotation, biological process: RNA modification.